Papaver somniferum (opium poppy) is the source of this 3382-nucleotide messenger RNA. RefSeq lists its product as uncharacterized. The transcript has 2 exons. The record is from RefSeq and is a predicted model, not a curated record. NCBI's taxonomy places the organism in Eukaryota, Viridiplantae, Streptophyta, Magnoliopsida, Ranunculales, Papaveraceae. The coding region runs from base 1469 to 3382 and encodes 637 amino acids.
GAGACUCUCCGUGAAAACCCAGGCGAUGAAAACUUGUGUUACUUUUCAAUUAUUAUACUUCCAUUCACCCAACCAUUAACCCUACAAUCUUUUCAAUCAAUUCAUCGUCUGAUUCCCCAUCUUUUGGUCUAUCGAUUGAUACCUUUUGAUCGAUGAACACCCACUUUCAAUAAACGGUUAGUGCAGUUACUAUUAUCUCUGCAAUGCCGAGAACCAGGCGUUCAUCUUCUUCCCGUGAACAACCACCAGACACAGACGAAGCUGAUAAACCAACCCCCAACAAACUCAUUAUGCAGAAUUAUCGGACACCAUGGCUCAUUGCCCUUUCAAAAACUUUGACGAAUGUCUGGAUGGAUAUAAUGGGAGAGGAUAUGCAAAGAAUUCUAUUCUUCGGAACAUAAAGGAUCAUCACUGGCCAACACAAGAAAGACUAUUGGUAUGCAAAUAGAGGAUAAGUACUUAAUUGGGUGUCUACCAGGCUUGGGAGAAACUUUUAUCUGUGUUGCAUAUGUGGUUAUGUUGAGAAUGCAUGAAGGUGCAGUCAUGGAAGAGACCAUGUCGACUUCAUAAUGGUUCCGUUUUAACAGGCCCUUUCGAUAGUAGAUAUGCUGAUUUCCUAGUACAUGGUAUCAACAAACCACUGGCAGAUUCUUCUUCUUCAGAAACUAAUGUUGCUGACAAUUCUGAUGAGUCACUUGGACUCUCGUUGGAAUUACUUGAUCUUGUUUAUCAUAAGCAAAUCACUACAACUUCUAGUAUACCUCCCCCAUGUAGGCUCGGUUUUUCCAGAGCAUUGAAGGUUGCACUUGACAAUGUACUUGUUAAACCCCAUGAACUGCACACGUGGAUCCAACUCUUACUUCUACCAGUUUGCACUUUAAACCUUUACAUACCCAACAAUGCCAAUGAGGGUAGAUCAGGAACGCGUAAGAAGCUCCAGAUUUCUGCAAUCAACAAGUCACUGGUGGAAUGGGGACAACCAAAUGGGUAGGCUAAUAUUGUUUAGCGUCUUUUGGCGUUGGCUUGUCAGAAUCAACAACAAUAACAAAACAAUAAGCGACCAACGAGAACCAAGAAAUCCAAGACCAAUGUGGAGGCUUGCCAAAAGAAAUUGAGUGAAGGGCAUUACACAGCAGCCAUACGCAUUUUGUCAUCUGGUGGUGUUGCCCCUGCAACUCCAGACACUCUCUACGAACUGCAGCAGAAACAUCCCUACUCUCGACCUCCUGUCAUCCCAUCUGGUAAUCUAAAUGUGGCAGCUGUCAGGGUAGAUGUUCAGGAUGUUGUGCGAGCUUUGAAAAGCUUUCCGAAAGGAACAUCAUGUGGGCGUGACAGCCUUCGUGCUCAUCACCUGUUAGACGCUACGAGUGGCGGUGCUGCUGCCGUGGAAGACGAGAUAUUGUUAUCGAUCACCGGAGUAGCAAAACUGUGGUUAGAUGGUCAAUGCCCACUGGCUCUUGGAGAGUACAUGGCCAGCGCACCGUUAACACCUCUACUAAAACCAGGUGGGGGUAUUCGUCCAAUCGCAGUAGGUACGAUAUGGCGCCGAUUAUGUUCUAAACUGGAAGCAUCUGCGGUGCUUAAAGAUAUGAAUGCUUACCUCGGCAACCAUCAAUUUGGGGUUGGUACUCCUUGCGCAGGAGAGGGCAUUCUACACUCGGUGAAUAGGAUGUUGGAGUUGAAAGGUACCCACACCGACAUGACUAUAUUUCUUAUCGAUUUCACUAAUGCUUUCAACAUAGUUAGUCGAACUGUUUUGAUCAAUGAGGUGCGUGAGAAAUGUCCUAGCAUUGCUAAGUGGGUGGAAUUCUGUUACGCGUGUCCGGCCAAGUUGUAUUACAAUGAGCACACCUUAUCUUCCACUCAAGGGGUUCAACAGGGAGACCCUCUUGGCCCUCUACUGUUUUCCCUAGUUCUUCACCCAUUGAUCUGCAAAAUCGCCUUGCAAUGCAAUUUGGAUCUUAACUCGUGGUAUUUGGAUGAUGGCACAUUGGUUGGGGAGAUGACUGAAGUGGCAAGAGCUCUCCAGAUCUUGCGUGAGGAAGGUCCUGCAAGAGGACUGCAAUUGAACAUACAAAAGACGGAAAUCUUUUGGCCACACCCUGACCCAAGAUGUCAAACUGUCUUCCUAUCUGAAAUUGGCAGGCCAGAUACUGGAGUUCGGUUGCUUGGUGGUCCGGUAGAACUUGUGUUACUUCGAAACUGCGCGGGUGUUUCAAAGUUGUACUUUUCAAUGCGUACAACUAGAGUCCAAUGCAUGCAGACAACACAACAAAAAUUCGACGAGCAGCUUAUUCAGUUCCUGCAGUAUUUAAUCACGAGUGAUGGAGAUGGGUUCGGCCAAUUACAACAACGCAUCGCUACUCUCCCGAUCAGUUCUGGUGGCCUUGGCGUUUACACUAUGCAUGACACUACUCAAUAUGGCUACCUAGCUUCUUGCUUCCAAACACAACAUCUGCAGAAUAGUAUCCUACAAGGUACGCCUGGCCUUAGUCAUCACUUCCAGACAACGCUGGAACAUUACAUACAUAUAUGUGGUUUAUCUCCUUCAUCUUUCAACAUUAACGAUGUCGCCCCACAGCCCAUGCAUUUACUGGAUACUCGUUACUAUGAUGCUAUCAUGAAGGGUUUACCAUCUAAUUUUGUUAUGUCCAAGCGUGACUCUAUCUUAUGGAUAUGCAAUAAGAAACCUCAUGCACAAGAUUAUCUAAAGGCAAUCCCUAUCCAAGGGCUUAAUCAGUCCUUAGGGCCAAGACAAUUCAGGUCGGUACUUCAAUACCGCUUGGGUAUACCUUUAUUUGCAGAAGAUAAUAUCUGUUCAUGUUGUAAACGUGUUAUGGAUCGGUUUGGUGAUCACGCCAUUCAUUGUGCAAGUGAAGUGGGUUUAAAGUAUCGCCAUGAUCUGGUAAGAGAUCUAUUUGUUGAGUUGUGCUACAAAGCAGGAGUAGCUGCACGAAAAGAAGCGUCUAUGGGUCUUACGUCUGACAUGAGCACUCCUCUCAAACCUGCAGACCUCAUGAUAUAUAACUGGGAGAAUGGAAGGGAUAUCUGUUUUGACGUCACCGACGUUUCACCAUUCUCCAAGGGUGGAAACCGUGCCUUCACACCGGGUCAUGCAAUCUCUGCUGCUAUCACACGCAAACGCAACAAAUAUGCAGACCUGUGUUCGUCUCAUGGGUAUGGUUUUGGUGUUCUAACCUUUACAACAUUGGGUGAAUUGAGUGAUGACAUUACAGUCCUUCUGAAAAGAUUGAAUAAUUGUAUGGCGAAUCAUGAUGUCAAUAAUAACUUAGGCAGUUUUCUUUUCCACAGAUUAGGCAUCAUUAUUCAAAAAGGCAUUGGGGCGCAACUUGUUGCGCGUCUCCCUGCCAAAUCAUUGUAA